Papilio machaon (common yellow swallowtail) is the source of this 968-nucleotide messenger RNA. Its product is annotated as meiosis-specific with OB domain-containing protein-like. NCBI's taxonomy places the organism in Eukaryota, Metazoa, Arthropoda, Insecta, Lepidoptera, Papilionidae. The record is from RefSeq and is a predicted model, not a curated record. The transcript is spliced from 6 exons. Bases 63 to 875 code for a protein of 270 amino acids. Gene Ontology annotation, biological process: resolution of meiotic recombination intermediates. Gene Ontology annotation, molecular function: single-stranded DNA 3'-5' DNA exonuclease activity; single-stranded DNA binding.
ACCGAAGUUUUUUAACAUUCUGUUAUUUCUGUUACUUUCUGUUUGGUUUUCGAUUUCUUACCAUGACGGGAGUACAAAAAGUUUGUUUAAAUAAUUUAAACAUAAACAUUAAGAAUGCUUUAGUGAUUGGCAUAAUUAUAGCUAAAAAAUGUCCAAGAACCUUUAGUCCCAAAGAGAAAAGUAGCGAAUCACGAGGUGUGAUGUCUUUCACUAUAAGGGAUUCCCAAAUUGAUACAAUAAAUGUCGAUGUGUGGGGUUCAGAUUACUUUGUAACGACUUUUUAUAAUAGAUUCAUCGUUGGAGAUGUCGUUGAAAUUUAUUCGCCAAAAAUUUGCGUCAAAAGUGUGGCAGAUGAAACCUUUAAACCACAGGUAUCAUCUCCAUUUUACCUAUCUAUCAACGAAGGAUCCUCCGACGUGAGUACUUUCAGUGGCGAUACAUAUGGUGCGUAUUUACCGCUGCUCCAUAUUCCGAGUAAAUCAUCAGCGGGCUACUGUGGUCUCGCUGAAGUAAUGAAAUUUACUGAAGGAAAUGGAAAUAUUUAUGUAGACUUGUUAGUUGUUGUGAAAUCUGUGCAACCUGUGAAGAUGAUAAAAACUAAACUCGGUGUGGAAAUGCCGGUACGUGCUGUAGAAAUAGUGGACAACACAACGCCCGCUUCUCUCUAUUUGGAGAUGUUUGAUACCGAUACUAUUCAAAGGGCGGAGGAAUGGCGUCCAUUAGGAAGCGUGUUGUUUAUCGCGGACGCGCGCGUGUCGUGGCGCGGUCGUGGCGCGCGGACGCAGGUGUGCGGGCGCAGCGUCGUCACGCAUCAGCCGCACACUUCUGACGCUGAGGCGCUCAGACUCUAUAUACAAGACCGAGCUGGUACAUGAUACAGUAUCUUCGUACAAGCCGAUAAACUGGUUUUUAUGAAUGCUGGAUUUCAUACAGAGAAUUGCGGUCGUACUGUCAUGAUAUUGUUAUAU